Brienomyrus brachyistius is the source of this 2928-nucleotide messenger RNA. RefSeq lists its product as uncharacterized. The transcript is spliced from 2 exons. NCBI's taxonomy places the organism in Eukaryota, Metazoa, Chordata, Actinopteri, Osteoglossiformes, Mormyridae. The record is from RefSeq and is a predicted model, not a curated record. The coding region runs from base 25 to 2559 and encodes 844 amino acids.
CUUCCAUGCAUCUAUAAUUAUUGCAUGUGUACAUUUAAGACACUUAAUAGUCUUAGAACUCAUUUGUCAAGAUGUCAUACUCGCCAAUUUGGUAGUAGUGCAGAACACUCUCAGCAGGCUCUGUUAUUUAAAUGCCCUUUAUGCCCAUUUCAGCAGCAAUUUUCUGAAUCUGUUCUUUUCUGCCAUCUUAGAAGGCAUUUAAGAAAUCAUGAAACAGUGGCUUGCCCAUAUAAGGAUUGUAGCUUUACCACAAAUGUAUACUCUUCAUUCAAUUCUCAUAAAAGUAGAUCACACCAAGCAAGCGUUUCAUCAGACUUUCAAAAUGACAUUGUCAGUGAUGUUGGUCAAGCCAGUAUUCCUGCAGUUGAUGGUGAUUUAUAUGAAGAACCUCCAAGCACAGAUGAGGAUCCAGUGGGGAUUGAUGGUCAGUGUGACACUGACGUACUAAAAAAACAUCUUAGAAUUAAUUUAUCUUCCUUAUUUUUGAAGAUGCAGGCAAUCCUACAUGUCUCAAACACAGCUACCCAAGAAAUAGUGGAGCAUUUAAAUCAGGUCUGCUUCUUAUCUCGGCCUUUGAUCAAGGAGGCAAUUAGAGAUAUAUUGCAGAAAAAUGGUUGCAAUGUGGCAGAAUCUGCACUGGAUGAAGUUGUAAGUGCUGUUAUGGAUUCCAAUGUUAUAUUUACUAGUACUUCUAAAGGUGCAGAGUUAUCCACAUCCAAGCGCAGAAAAGUCUUUUUCGAGCACAACUAUCCAUGUGUAAUGCCAGUCGAGUAUCAGCUGGAGCAACGUGGACAUACCACAAUGUAUGUUCCUAUUCUUCAAAUGAUUCAGGAGUUGUUUAAAAACACAGACAUUCUAAAAAUGAUUACUGAUCCAAAUACCAAUUCUGGUCAAUAUGCCUCAUGCUACAAUGGCUCAUAUUUCCUUGAAAAUGAAUUAUUUUCAACAGGUGAUCUCAUUUUACCACUCCAGUUAUAUAUUGAUGAGCUUGAAAUUGCCAACCCACUUGGCACAUCACGUAAAAUUCACAAACUUUGUGCUGUAUACUGGGCACUUGCCAAUAUGUCACCAAAAUACAGGUCAGCAUUACACAAUAUACAGCUAGCAAUGCUUGCAAAAGUGACAGACCUCCAGAGGCAUGGGUAUGCAGCUGUACUUGCUCCAUUAUUACAUGAUGUUCAUAUUCUUGAACAGGAUGGUGUUUUUAUUGAACGACUUGGUCGCAAUGUCAAAGGCACCAUCUUUUGUGUGUCUGCUGACAAUCUAGCUGCCCAUGGAUUAGGUGGCUUUGUGGAGUCAUUUAAAGCAGGCUAUGUUUGCAGAUUCUGCUUGGCCACAAGAGAACAGUUUCCAGCAACUGAAGCCAGGCAGUUUUCUCAAAGAACCAAAGAUAGCCAUGACCUUCAUGUACAAAACAUUCAGGAAAAUGACGCUUCCUCCAACCACUUUGGUGUUAAAACAAGUUGUGUCUUGCGUGACUCCCUGGAUUACUUUCAUCCAGUCACAGGCUUUCCUCCAGAUGUCCUGCAUGAUCUUCUAGAAGGCAUAGUUCCUGUGGAGAUUUCUCUCUGCAUUAAGACCUUGAUCCAGAUGAAGUACUUCACUUUAGAGUAUUUGAACCAAAAGAUUGCAUCAUUCCCAUAUCAACAUGCUGAUAAAGUGGAUAGGCCUCAACCAAUUCCCAAAACAUUUCUGUCUCGAGGAACGAUAGGAGGGAAUGGUCAUGAAAAUGCUACUCUGCUCCGACUGCUUCCAUUGCUUGUAGGCAGUGUUGUACCAGAAGGUAAUGGUGCAUGGACAGUUUUGAUGGAACUGAAAGAGGUAGUGCAGUUAGCAUUAUGCCCAUCAUUUUCUGAUGAAACCUUAGACUAUUUUCAGUCCAAAAUCAGCGAUCAUAAGCAAGUACUGCUGAAGACAUUCCCAGAGUUUAGCCUUCGUCCUAAGCAUCACUAUGUGGAGCAUUACCCCACCAUGAUCAAGUGCUAUGGGCCCCUGGUGCAUGUUUGGACAAUGCGAUUUGAGGCCAAACACCGUUUUUUUAAACGAGUGGUGCAUGACGCUCAAAACUUCAAAAAUAUUUUGAAGACAAUGGCAGUCAGACACCAACACAUGAUGGCAUACCAUCUUGCUGCCCCAUCAUUUUUCAAGCCAGAAACACAAGCAUCCAGGGUUGACUCUGUUCUGGUUUCAGCUCUACCAGAAGUAGCUCAGCUACACAUUAGAACACUAACAACUAGUGACACAAUAUACCAGACAUCAAAGGUUACCAUUGAUGGCACACACUAUGUCUGUGAAAUGUUUUUGUCUGUCGGAGACAGUGGUGGACUACCUAGGUUCUGCAGAGUAGAGCACAUCUACCUUGUCAAUAGCACUGUUUCAUUCCUUUGUUCUAAUUAUGAUUGCUGGUAUUUAGAACAUCUUGGAUCCUAUGAGCUGUCACCUUCCCAGACAAGUCUGUCAAUCCACCUGAAGUCUGAUCUCAACGAUUCAGUCCCGCUCUCUGCAUACGAGCAUAAUGGCAGAUCUAUCCCCACAACCCAUGGUCCUUCGUGUUGUUGAACCAGACCGGGCUAGAAAAUUAAAACUCUGUUCACGACCAGCCUCUAUUGAUGCACUGAUUGCUGUUAUAAAAGAACAGCUGGAAAUAGACCUUGACUUCAGUUUAAAAUAUGAAGACCCCGACUUUGAUGGAAAACUUACAUCCCUCUCUGACAUUGAUGAGUUGCCACAGAAAGCGGUUGUGCAUGUGUCUUUUGAGCAAGAUUCCAGCUCUGUUGCCUCAACAGAAACAAUCUCAAGUGUAUCAUCCUCAGAACGUGGGAGAAGAUGGCCUUCAGUUUUUUUUUCAAUUCCCACAUUUUCUUUGGAUGUUGAAUUGAAACUUCGGGAAGGUAAUACUGAAUUUGAGAAGAACAACAAGUAUCUUCA